AUGACUCGUGAGACCAUCAGCGCCGUGCCGGCCAGCGACGAAUACUAUGAUCUGGGCGAUUUUGGCCACGUCAUCACCACCACCAGCGUCGAUGCUCAAAUAUGGUUCAAUCGAGGCCUAAUCUGGGUAUACUCUUUCAACCAUGUGGAAGGUGCUUAUUGCUUCGAGCAAGCCAUUGCCCAUGACCCCGCAUGUGCGAUGGCAUACUGGGGUCUUGCAUACGCCGUCGGCCCCAACUACAACAAACCAUGGGAAAAGUUUGACUUGGGCGAUCUUCACACUUCGGUGGAAAGAGGCUACAAUGCAUCUCGUCAGGCUAAAAAAUAUGCACCCCACGCCACCCCUCUGGAGCAAGCCCUCGUCGAGGCAAUCCAAUACCGAUUCCUGACCAGUCAACCCGCGAAAGACUACCCCGCACUCAACAAGGGCUAUGCCGAGGCUAUGAAGGUUGCAUACGAUCAAUUUGGCCAGGAUCUCGACGUCGCUACUCUGUAUGCUGACUCCUUGAUGAAUAUGACACCAUGGGCUCUUUGGGACCUGUUCACAGCCAAAGCCAACCCCAAGGCCCCUACGAUGGAAGCACAAGCAGUACUCGAACGUGCGUUGGCGCAGGUUGAAGACGGUGCUAAUCGUAAUCCUGGGUUGCUCCACCUGUACAUACACUUCAUUGAAAUGUCACCCAAUCCAGAACUUGGAAUCAACGCUGCAGACCAUCUACGCGAUCUUGUUCCUGAUGCAGGUCACAUCCAUCAUAUGCCAACCCAUUUGGACAUUUUGAUCGGUGAUUGGCGACGGUCCAUCUCAUCGAACUACAAAUCGACCCUGGCCGAUGACAAAUAUUUCCGAAAGUCGGGUGCCAAGAACUUCUACACCUUCUACCGUAUGCACGACUAUCACUCCUUGGUCUACGCCGCCAUGUUUGCAGGCCAAUCCAAGGUUGCGCUCGAGGCAGUCACUCGCAUGGAAUUGACGGUACCAGAAGAGGUUCUUCGAAUCCCAUCUCCGCCCAUGGCUGACUGGCUCGAACAAUUCAUGUCGAUCCGUGUACAUGUGCUGGUCCGUUUCGGAAUGUGGGAGGAACUGAAGCAGAUGGAACUUCCUCACGAUAAGGCUCUCUUUGCGGGUACUGUCGCUGCGAUUCACUACGGCAAGGGAGUUGCAUUUGCAGCAACCAGCGACGUACCCAUGGCUAGGGAAGCGCAAAAGUCCUUCCUUGAGGCGUGGUCUCAGGUUCCUGAAACGCGCCGAGCUUACAACGGCAAGAUGGUUGAUAUCUUCAAGGUCGCAGAAAAAAUGUUAGAAGGAGAGAUUGAAUAUCGUUGCGGUAACUUCGAGGAGGCAUUUGAUGCUCUUCGCGUCGCGAUCGAUCUAGAGGAUAGAUUACCCUACAGCGAGCCUUGGUCGUGGAUGCAGCCUGUGCGUCAUGCAUAUGCCGCACUGAACAUGGAGCAAGGAAACCUUGAAGAAGCAGCCAAAUCUUAUCGGGCCGACCUGGGUCUUGACAGUUCAGUCAUCCGCCCUCGGCGUCACCCCAACAAUGUUUGGUCACUCCAGGGUUACCAUGAGUGUCUUACCCGACUUGGAAAGUUGGAUGAGGCUGCUGUGAUUGAGCCCACAGCCAAGCUGGCUCUUGCCGUUGCCGACAUCCCCAUCAAAUCGUCGUGUUUCUGCCGCCUAGAUACAUCCAGCGCGCCGCAAAUUCUCGAAGAUUGCUCUUCCCGUGGCAAGUGCUGCUAA
This is a messenger RNA of Penicillium salamii, 1737 nucleotides long. NCBI's taxonomy places the organism in Eukaryota, Fungi, Ascomycota, Eurotiomycetes, Eurotiales, Aspergillaceae. The record is from the annotation of a GenBank genome assembly.